This is a messenger RNA of Ambispora leptoticha, 204 nucleotides long. Lineage: Eukaryota; Fungi; Glomeromycota; Glomeromycetes; Archaeosporales; Ambisporaceae. The record is from the annotation of a GenBank genome assembly.
AUGGCUAAAGGACGAAGACAUCUUUGGAUUGUAAGGAACGAGAUUUAUAAACCACCUCGAAACGUUAAAAAGAAAAUUACUGAAACUCAAUGUCAUAAAUGCCUCGAAAAUGAUGAUAUGAUUGAAAUAAUAGAGAAAAAUAUUGCGAGUCUUGAAAAGACUGUUAAUAAAUUGUCUUCUACUGAACUAACUACAGUUUUAUAA